Messenger RNA from Monascus purpureus, 225 nucleotides. Lineage: Eukaryota; Fungi; Ascomycota; Eurotiomycetes; Eurotiales; Aspergillaceae. The record is from the annotation of a GenBank genome assembly.
AUGUACUUCGGUGCCAACGUUGGGUAUGCUAGCUUGCCUGUCUACUUGCCGACUAUCCUAAAGGCCAUGGGAUACCGCAGUAUCAACGCACAGGGUCUCAGUGCACCCUCCUAUUUCAUCGCCUUCCUCUUCGCUCUGAUCACUACAUACGUUGCCGAUGGAACCCAGCGGCAUGGCCUGAUGCUUAUUGCAACCUCACUGGUGGCAUUGGCUACAUCGUCCUAG